Messenger RNA from Wallemia ichthyophaga EXF-994, 630 nucleotides. RefSeq lists its product as uncharacterized. The coding region runs from base 1 to 630 and encodes 209 amino acids. The record is from RefSeq and is a predicted model, not a curated record. Gene Ontology annotation, molecular function: proton-transporting ATP synthase activity, rotational mechanism. The transcript is spliced from 3 exons. Gene Ontology annotation, biological process: proton motive force-driven mitochondrial ATP synthesis. Lineage: Eukaryota; Fungi; Basidiomycota; Wallemiomycetes; Wallemiales; Wallemiaceae. Gene Ontology annotation, cellular component: membrane.
AUGAUGAAUAGAUCUUUCAACAGCGUUAGAGGCUACGCAACUCAAGCAAAGGUUUCCCCACCAAUUACCCUCUACUCGCUUCCAGGAAAGUACGCAACUGCAGCGUACACAGCGGCAUUGAAGGAGUCACCAAAGUCGCUCACUCAAGUUGCCACAGAAUUGAGCGGAUUGAAAGCUUCGAUUCCAAAGAACGACAAGUUGUUGGACCUCAUUACCAACCCAACACUCUCCAACGAUGCACGUGUACAAGGCAUUGAAGAGGCUCUCAAGUUCUCUGGUGCCAAGUCUGAAAUCACCAAGAACCUCCUGUCUACUCUCUCAGAGAAUGGUAGACUCGCUUCAACCUCAAAGGUCGUUGAAGAGUUUGAGAAGCUCAUCAGCGCCCACAAUGGCGAUGUAGAGGUUGUUGUUGAGUCAGCUCAAGAGCUCGAUUCCAAGCUCCAAUCACGUCUUGAAGCUACACUUAAAAACUCAUCAAUCGCUGCAGAAGGAAAGAAGAUUAAGUUUGUCAGCAAAGUGAACCCAGCGCUCCUUGGCGGGCUCGUCGUUGAGUUUGGUGAGAAGACUGUUGACUUGUCUGUUGCUAGCAAGGUAAACAAGCUUAACAACCUCAUUAAGCAAUCAGUCUAA